Messenger RNA from Punica granatum (pomegranate), 5474 nucleotides. Lineage: Eukaryota; Viridiplantae; Streptophyta; Magnoliopsida; Myrtales; Lythraceae. The record is from RefSeq and is a predicted model, not a curated record.
GCCAGAACUCCCUCCCUUUCCCUCCCACUCGUCGAAUAUAUACAUACAGACAGUCAGUUCCCAGCUCCGCCAAAGGGCUCGUCGAUAUCUCUGCUUCUCAGUAGCUGUGUCGAUCUCUCUCUUCGCGUUCCUCCGUUUGCCCUGACUUAUCUUCUUUUCCACUUCAGCCAUGGGCAAGGCCGUCGUCUCGGACGAAGAAGAUGAGUACGAGGGAGGAGAGGAGGAGAGGGAGCCGCUCGAAGAUGACGAGGAAGUUGGAGGCCGAGAUGUUGAUGAUGAUGAUGAGGAGGACGAGGAAGAAGAUGGGCAGGAUGAAUUUGAGAAGGAUGGGUUCAUUGUCGAUGAUGAUGAAGAAGAGCCUGAUGAGGAGGAAAGGGAAGACAGUGAUAAUGAGAGGCAGAAAAAGAAGAAAAGAAAGAAGAAGGAGGAAUAUGUCCUUGAUGAGGAUGAUUAUGCACUCCUCGAGGACAAUAACAUCACUGGCUUUCACCGUCCGUCAAAGGAGAGUAAAAAGUUCAAACGUUUGAAAAAAGCUCAGAGGGAUAGUGAGGAGGACCAAUCUGGGUUUCCUGAUGAGGAUGAGUUUCUUGGAAGUGGCAAAAGUGGAAGAACAGCAGAGGAAAAGCUCAAGCGCAGUUUAUUUGGUGAUGAUGAGGGUAUCCCACUUGAGGAUAUCGCUGAAGAGGAAGAGCAGAUAGAAGAGGAUGAGGAUGGAGACAUUGGGGAAGAUGAUGAGAUGGCUGACUUUAUUGUAGAUGAAGAAGAAGUUGAUGAGAAUGGAGCGCCGAUUAGAAGGAGAAAAAUUAAGAGAAAAAAGUCUAGACAGGCCCCUGGAGUGUCAUCAUCUGCGUUAGAAGAAGCUCAUGAAAUUUUCGGUGAUGUUGACGACCUCCUGCAGCUCCGUAGACAAAGCAUACAGACUAGUGAGACGAGAGAAGCAAGACUAGAGGAUGAAUUUGAACCAGCGGUUCUGUCUGAAAAGUACAUGACCGAGAGAGAUGAUAAGAUUCGGGACGUUGAUGUUCCAGAAAGGAAGCAGAUAUUGGAUGAGACUGUCAAUAUACGAAUGGAAGAAGAAGAUUUCAAAGCGGAAGCAUCCUGGAUAUAUGCUCAACUUUAUAAGACUGAGCUUUCCAAUGUUUCAGCACUGCUGGUUGGCAGGACCGAGGAUGAGAUCAAAGAGAUAUAUACUGCAGACAUCUUGAGAUUUUUGAAUCUACAGCAUGUUCAAAAGUUAGAUGUACCCUUUAUUGCUAUAUACCGGAAAGAAGAGUGCCUAAACCUGUUGAGGGAUCCUGACCAGAAUGAAGGUGAUGAUAGGGAAAGCAUUGAGAAAACACCAACAUUAAAGCGACACAAGUUACUUUGGGCAGUUCAUGACUUGGAUCAAAAGUGGCGUUUGCUUCAGAAGCGGAAGGCUGCUCUUCAGUUGUAUUACAAUAAACGAUUUGAAGAAGAGUCUAGACGGGUGUAUGAUGAAACAAGGCUUGGCUUAAAUGAACAGAUUUUUGAAUCAAUCAAUAAAGCACUUGGGGAGGCCUCAUCAGAAAGGGAGGUUGAUGAUGUCGAUGCAAAAUUUAACCUACAUUUCCCUGCUGGUGAAGUUGGCCUUGAUGAUGGACUAUAUAAGAGGCCCAAGAGGAGGUCACAAUACAGUAUAUGCAGCAAGGCUGGACUGUGGGAGGUAGCAAGGAAGUUUGGCUGCAGCCCGGAGCAGUUUGGGCUGCUGGUAUCUCUAGAUGCCACUGCGGAGGAAUUAGAGGAUCCGAAAGAAACUCCUGAGGAGAUGGCUUCCAAUUUUACGUGUGCCAUGUUCGAAACACCACAAUCCGUCCUUAAAGGGGCGCGCCACAUGGCAGCUGUUGAAAUCAGUUGUGAGCCAUGUGUGCGGAGGUAUAUUCGAAGUGUAUUCAUGGAUAAUGCUGUGGUAUCGACAAGUCCAACACGCGAUGGUAAUCUGACCAUCGACUCUUUCCAUCAGUUUGCCCCAGUGAAAUGGUUGCGUGAUAAACCAUUGGGGAAAUUUGAUGAUGCGCAAUGGCUUCUCAUCCAGAAAGCUGAAGAAGAGAAGCUUCUUAAUGUUUCUAUCAAGUUACCUGAAGAUUCGCUGAAAAAGUUGAUAUCUGACUGCAAAGUGUAUUAUCUUAGUGAUGGUGUGAGUAGAUCAGCUCAGCAAUGGAAUGAGCAGAGAGAGCUGAUACUGGAGGAUGCACUUCAUGGUUUUCUUCUUCCAUCAAUGGAGAAAGAAGCAAGAUCCUUAUUGACCAGUAGAGCAAAGAAUUGGCUUCUAACCGAAUAUGGUAAGGUACUCUGGAAUAAAGUUUCAGUUGGACCUUAUCAGCGGAAGGAUAAUGAUUUCAGCUCUGACGAAGAAGCUGCACCAAGGGUGAUGGCUUGUUGUUGGGGUCCCGGAAAGCCUGCAACCACAUUUGUGAUGUUAGAUUCUUCAGGAGAAGUGCUAGAUGUGCUUUAUGCAGGGUCUCUUACCUUACGGUCUCAAAAUGUUAAUGACCAACAGAGAAAGAAAAAUGACCAGCAGCGCGUUCUAAAGUUCAUGACAGAUCACCAGCCCCAUGUUGUCGUUUUAGGAGCUGUAAAUUUGUCAUGCACACGGCUGAAGGAUGAUAUCUAUGAGAUCAUCUUCAAAAUGGUGGAGGAAAAUCCUCGAGAUGUUGGUCAUGAGAUGGAUGGCUUAAGCAUUGUAUAUGGGGAUGAGUCUUUGCCUCGUCUAUAUGAAAAUUCUCGGGUUUCAUCUGACCAAUUGCCAGGACAACCAGGAAUAGUUAGACGUGCUGUGGCUCUUGGACGCUAUCUUCAAAACCCUCUGGCAAUGGUGGCAACUCUAUGUGGACCAGGGAGGGAGAUACUCUCAUGGAAACUCAAUCCCCUCGAGGGUUUCCUCACCCCUGAUGAGAAAUAUAGCAUGAUUGAACAGAUCAUGGUAGAUGUCACGAAUCAAGUUGGGCUGGAUGUCAACUUGGCUGUCAGCCACGAGUGGUUGUUUGCUCCACUACAGUUCAUAUCGGGGCUCGGCCCCAGGAAGGCAGCAUCUUUACAGAGGUCCCUUGUGAGAGCUGGAGCAAUAUAUAUUCGGAAAGACUUUUUAAAAGUACAUCAGGUCGGAAGAAAGGUGUUUAUGAAUGCUGCUGGCUUCUUGCGGGUGCGGCGAAGUGGAUUAGCUGCUAACAGCAGUCAGUUCAUAGAUUUAAUGGAUGACACUCGCAUACACCCAGAAUCUUAUGGCCUUGCCCAGGAAUUGGCCAAGGAUCUUUACGAUCUCAAUGUAGAAGGUGAUGCGAAUGAUGAUGAGGAUGCUAUGGAGAUGGCAGUAGAAUAUGUGCGGGAUCACUCGAAGUUACUGAGAGGGGUCGAUGUUCGUGCAUAUGCAAAGAACAAGGGCCGUGAGAACAAGGUGGAGACUCUCUACGACAUAAUUAAGGAAUUAAUGCAUGGAUUCCAGGAUUGUAGGAAGCAGUAUGAAGAGCCGAGUCAAGACGAAGAGUUCUACAUGCUUUCAGGUGAAACAGAGGAGACCCUUGCUGAAGGGCGAAUUUUGCAGGCCACGGUCCGCAGGGUGCAGGCUCAGAGGGCAAUUUGUGCUCUUGAAUCUGGCCUGACUGGUGUGCUAAUGAGGGAGGACUAUUCAGAUGAUUGGAGGGAUAUUUCGGAGUUGUCGGAUAGGCUGCAUGAGGGUGAUAUCCUCACAUGCAAGAUAAAGUCGAUACAGAAGAACAGGUAUCAGGUGGUCCUAGUUUGUCGUGAGACAGAGAUGAGAAGCGAUCGGUUUCAGACUGCAAGGAGCGUUGAUCCCUACUAUCGCGAAGAUCAGAGUAGCUUGCAGACUGAGAAGGAAAAAGCUCGCAAAGAGAAGGAGCUUGCUAAGAAACAUUUCAAGCCUAGGAUGAUUGUUCAUCCUCGGUUCCAGAAUAUAACAGCUGAUGAAGCAAUCGAGUUCUUAUCGGACAAAGACCCUGGAGAGAGCGUUGUUCGUCCUAGUUCUCGAGGGCCUUCCUUCUUGACUUUGACUCUGAAGGUUUGUGACGGGGUCUAUGCUCACAAAGAUAUUGUUGAAGGUGGAAAGGAGCACAAAGACAUCACCAGUCUGCUUCGGAUUGGGAAGACUUUGAAAAUUGGGGAAGACACUUUCGAGGAUUUGGAUGAGGUUAUGGAUCGAUAUGUCGACCCCUUAGUGGGUCACUUAAAGGCAAUGCUGAACUAUCGCAAGUUCAAGAAGGGUACCAAAGCAGAAGUGGACGAGCUCUUGAGGAUUGAGAAGGCAGAGAAUCCCAUGAGGAUAGUGUACUCGUUUGGGAUUUCCCACGAGCACCCAGGGACUUUCAUCCUCACCUAUAUAAGGAGCACUAAUCCUCACCACGAAUACAUUGGUCUCUACCCAAAGGGCUUCAAGUUCCGAAAAAGGAUGUUUGAAGACCUAGAUCGGCUUGUUGCAUAUUUUCAGAAGCACAUUGACGAUCCUCAGCAUGAUUCGGCUCCUUCGAUCCGGUCAGUUGCUGCGAUGGUCCCAAUGCGGAGCCCUUCAACUGGCGGCUCAUCGGGUGGAUGGGGUGGCUCGGGCAACGAAGGUGGCUGGAGAGGAGGCCAAUCUUUUGAUAGAGACCGAUCCUCUACACCGGGAUCCAGACCAGGCCGGAAUGAUUUUAGAAACAGUGGUGGUAGAGAUGGGCAUCCAAGUGGAGCUCCUAGGCCAUAUGGUGGCCGUGGACGUGGACGGGGCUCCUAUGGUGGUGGCAGAGGGAACAAUAGCGGGAACGACCGUCAAGAUUCUGGGUACGAUGCACCGCGAUGGGAUUCGGGCAACAAGGAAGGAGGUGGUGGUGAUGGGUGGGGAAGCUUCCCUGGUGCCAAGGUCCAGAACUCACCAGGGAGGGAGGCAUUUCCUGGUGGUUGGGGUGCUGGUGGCAGCGGGAGCAGUAGUGCUGAUGGAGGUGGGGGUGGCUGGGGGAGUGGCGGUGGCGGAGGUGGUUGGGGCGGAGGCGGAGGCGGUGGAGCUGAUGAUAGCAGCGGAGGUGGAAGUGGCGGAGGCUGGGCUAGUGGUGGGGGUUCGAAGAGGUCUUCUAAUGAAGGGUGGUCUGGUGAUGGGGGCGGCAGCGGUUGGUGACACAUCCCGAAGAGCUCAGGGAGUGGUGGGAUUUUGAAGAUUGCUGAGGGAUGGUCUGCCUUGGAGACCUCUCUAGUUUUUGGUUACCCACCCGGCUUAUGGUUUGCCGAUGGGGGGCCUCUAAUGAUGUAAUGAAUGAACGAGCCUUGUCUAGGAUUAGUUAGUAAGGGGACGCCUUGCCGUCUCGUCUGAAUCAUGUAAGCGCGCUUUCUUAAUUAAUUAGUCAAUGAUUAACUUUUGUUUUUCUUUUUGGCUAGCAAAACUCUGGAAUGGAUCAAUCCAUUGGGAAAUGCUCGAGUCAAUGAGCUUCCGGUAUGACUUUCUUUUUGUAUAUAAAUAUUACUGGUUUAGUUUU